Messenger RNA from Onychostoma macrolepis, 2667 nucleotides. RefSeq names its product G protein-activated inward rectifier potassium channel 3-like. Lineage: Eukaryota; Metazoa; Chordata; Actinopteri; Cypriniformes; Cyprinidae. Gene Ontology annotation, cellular component: plasma membrane. The record is from RefSeq and is a predicted model, not a curated record. Gene Ontology annotation, biological process: regulation of monoatomic ion transmembrane transport; potassium ion import across plasma membrane. Gene Ontology annotation, molecular function: inward rectifier potassium channel activity. The coding region runs from base 373 to 2115 and encodes 580 amino acids. The transcript is spliced from 5 exons.
GAGGCUGAUUCUUCUUUACGUGACAGCAGUGAAAAACGUCUGAGACUGAGUGAAUCAACCAGCUCAGCUGAGUUAGAGGGGAAGAAGGAGUUGGUCUCCUUUACCUCAAAACAGUGUAAUCUGAUAGAGGGCUAAUCGAUGCCAAGGGCGAUAUGACAUUACUGAUCUGUCCUUUCUGCUGUAGUCUGUUGAGACACCUGGAUAAUUACAAGCUGAUUAUGAUUAACUUUGAUGUCCACAGUCGACACAUCCAGGAUGUUCUCAGUACUUGCUUGUGAGACCAGCUGCCCAGUGCUCUUGCUGGAAUCAAACUACAUAGGUUUUGGAUCCAGCUUAACCUGACUAGUGUAAAGUAGUGCCAUAUUCUCAAUCAUGCUGAGUGGGGUCAGAAGUGCACCUGUUGAAGAAGGCAGAGGCACCUCAGGGCCAACACAAGAUGAUGCCAGGACCAGACCAGUCGCAAUCAACAAUCUAAAGCCCAAAUCUAGCUGUGUUGUGUUGUGUAAACCUGGAGAUGGAGUGCGCCAUCAGAUGUAUAUUCAUACAAUUCUCCCUCAAAGCGAUAAUCAACCUGAUUCAACAGGUGGAAACUCCCUUCCUUUGCCAGACAUUAUGCCAAACCAGACCUCCAAACCAAGCGUGUCCAUUCGGCGCCACAAGAGCACCACAGAUUUGCCUUACAGCCCUCAGCGUGGUUACAUGCGCGGCCAGAGACCCAGUAUCUGCGCCCCUACCGAGGCUGAGCUGGCGCUGAUGAGGCGUUGCUCUUUACGUGAGCCGAAUGUUCAUCCAUGUUGCCGCCAUGCUCUCAGCGUUCCCAACAUGACAAGUCCAUGCACAAGUCCUCUGUGCAGCACCCCAUCCCGCAGUGCUCUCUGCACACCUGUACAGGACGUAGAGUGCAAUGUUAAAGCACGCAACAAGCUAAUAGAAAGCGAGAACGCACAGACUCCUACUUUCCCACCAGAGGUUCGCGAACAAUGCCGUUACGUCUCCAAAGAUGGAAAGUGUAGAGUAGACUUGGCACAUAUGGCUGAGAGAGAACGAUUUCUGGCUGACAUCUUCACUUCUUUUGUGGACCUUCAGUAUAGAUGGUUUCUUUUCGUGUUUAUGAUGUGCUACUCAGUCACCUGGUUUAUUUUCGCAGGGCUUUAUACGCUAAAUAUAUUCUUGCGUGGAGAUCUUGAAGUUCCUGGUGAUACUGAUGUGUGCUACCCUAAUAUAGACGGAUUUGUGUCAGCUUUGCUCUUCUCGGUAGAAACUCAGAGGACUAUUGGUUAUGGUGCUCGCACGGUGUCGCCGCGCUGCUACGAAGGUGUUUUUUUGGUCAUGGCGCAGUGCAUUGUGGGAUCCAUGAUUGACGCCCUUAUGGUGGGCUGCAUGUUUGUCAAAAUUUCACGUCCCAAGAAGCGUGCAGAAACUCUUCUUUUCAGCCGGACUUGUGUUGUGGCCAACCGUGAUGACCGUCUUUGCCUUAUGUUCCGUCUCGGCGAUCUGCGUGACAGCCACAUGGUGGAUGCCAAAGUACGUGCUAAACUCAUCAAGUCUCGGCAGACGUCGGAGGGGGAAUUUCUCCCGCUGGAGCAGUCUGAGAUCGACUUGGGCUAUGAGAGUGGCUCUGACCGUCUGUUCCUGGUGGAGCCACAGGUCAUUCAACACACCAUCGAUUCUAGCAGUCCUUUCUGGGAGCUUGGGCCAGAGCAGCUACGGAAGCAACAGUUUGAGGUUAUUGUCAUCUUGGAGGGAAUUGUAGAAGCAACAGGAAUGAUGUGCCAAGCGAAGACCUCCUACAUCGAGACGGAGAUCGAAUGGGGAGCCCGUUUUGAGCCGUGCAUGACACUGGAGAAAGGGGCGUUUCGAGUCGACCUGAGACGCUUCCACAGCACAUAUCCGGUGCCUCUUCCGCCGUGCAGCGCGCAAGAGCAGCAUCACCUACAGACCCUGCAAGUGGGACUGGAGCUCCUCCAGGAAUCUCUGAAAGGCAGUGUUAACUGGAAAUUGGGUGGGGAUGACCAAGAAGACGACAUUGUGAAACCACCGGGAGCACGCACAUUCACUAUCCACAACAUCCAGGAGGAGCGAGUGUCAGAAGUCAACGAAUGCGAAUAUCUUUAGUUGUUGUGAGUUCGAAAAAAGACGGCCCCCUUUCUCAGCGGUUCAGCUUCCGGAAGUAUUGUUCCCAUAUGUUUUCUCGUUAGGCAUUUUCCAAAGAUCUUAAGUAGCCUGAAUAAUUCUGAUUAUAGAGACUGGAUCAGUUAUGUCUUGAGAGUACUUUUUGAGAGUGAGCGAUCACUGCAGAAGGUUGUUUUCCCGUCCUCCCUCGCAAUUCGUGUUUCUGUGGUAACGGCGUCUUUUGGAAUAAGCUACGCAACAUUUAGAAUCAUAACAGAUUUCAAAACAUAAUAGGCUACAUUUUAAAACUUUGUAAAUGGAUACAGAGAAAAACGGAACGUCCACUAAAUAAGAUACACUAAACCUUGUUGAGAGGCAAGACAAAUCGAAAACAAUGUCAUCUACAAUCGGCUCAAAAUACUGAAGAUGUAGUAAUAUCCUCUGACUAUAUUAUGGAAUCAUAAUCUGAAGCUAAGAAGUUAAGAGUAGGCUAUUCCUGCCAUAUGAUAAUGGCGCGGAGGAGCUAUAAACGCAUCCAAAAUAAGUUUUUCUAUA